Arachis duranensis is the source of this 866-nucleotide messenger RNA. RefSeq lists its product as uncharacterized. Gene Ontology annotation, biological process: nuclear pore organization. The record is from RefSeq and is a predicted model, not a curated record. Gene Ontology annotation, molecular function: protein-macromolecule adaptor activity. Gene Ontology annotation, cellular component: nuclear pore transmembrane ring. Lineage: Eukaryota; Viridiplantae; Streptophyta; Magnoliopsida; Fabales; Fabaceae.
GUAGUAGAAAAAAGAAGAAAGAGGAGUGGUAGGGGUAAGGGGCGGUUGGAUACAAAGCUAAUUUGAAAAUCAUUCGAGCAGAGCAGUAGAAGAUGUCAAUGUCAAUGUCAAUGUCGUCUCCGGAGGUGUUACUGAAGAAUCGUUUCAUGAGCUUCUUGAUCUGGCAAUCCAUACCCUCAACCCUCAUCUUCCUCCUCUUCAAACCCUUCCUCUCUUCUUCUUCUUCUUGCCCGUCUCCUCCGCUUCCUCUUCAUCCCCUCCGACUCCGCCACACCCGACUCCGCCCACUUUCGCGCCCGUGCUAAGGUUUCCUUAUCAUUCGUGCUCUUCGCGGCCGCCUCCGCAGCUUCUGGUCUGGCGGCAGCGGUGUCCCUAUGCGGGCUUCAAGCCAUUGGUGAGGGCUUUUGGGUGAUUGGAAGGGUCGGGUUGAGGGGUUUCUUCGUUGGUUUACUUUUUGGUUUGCAUUACGUUUUGAAGCGUCGAUGGGUUUUGGAGUUUCCCAUCAUUCAGCGGCCACCUUACUUCAGCUUCAAAAUGGGAGUUCCUUCGGCUGGUAGGCGCGCUCUCAAGCUUUCCAUUGUGGCUUCCGUCUUCUCAGCUAUUUUAUUAGAGCUUCUCCCACAUCCAUUUAAGUACAUCAUUUCACUACAGAGAUACUUCACCGAGCAGAUCGUCUUUUCUAUUGCCACUUUUGCUAUCUUCUUCUGUUGGGAAUUGACUCAUCACUUGCACCGGGUUGGUUUCUGCAACAUGCUUCUUAUGUAUAUGUUAACUGUUUCAAGUUACUUAUAAAUAUUAGUAAUUCAUUUGGUUUUAGUCAUUUAGAUGCGUAACUUUGUUUCGUUAAUGAACCCAAUAUUAUUGUA